UUGGAUUUAAUCUUAAUGUUAUAAUUACUCAACAGUGUCACAUUUCCAUUAAUUGUAGCGAUGUACACAAUUGAGUUUCAAAAGAGGGGUCUUCCACAUGCACAUAUUCUUCUUUGGCUCCAUGCAAGUUGUAAACUCAGAACUCCUGAUAUGAUUGAUGCUGUAAUAUGUGCUGAACUUCCAAAUCCUAAGAGCGAUCCUAUACUUUUCCAGGCAGUUUCUAACUACAUGGUUCAUGGUCCAUGUGGAUUAAGUAACAAGCAAUCGCCUUGCAUGAAGGAUGGACAUUGUUCCAAAUACUUUCCCAAAGAAUUCACAGAUCAUACAUCAUUUGAUAGUGAUGGAUUUUCGAUUUAUAGAAGGAGAAAUUCUGGGAUCACAACAACUAGAAGAGAUGUGCCUUUGCAUAAUGGGUAUGUUGUUCCAUAUAAUCCGAAGUUGUUGUUGAAAUACCAAGCACACAUUAACAUUGAAUAUUGCAACAAGUCAAACUCGAUCAAGUAUUUGUUUAAAUACAUUAAUAAGGGUGUCGAUCGGGUUACAAUGUCAAUGUCUGUGGGUGAAAAUGUCAAUGAGGUUGAUGAGAUCAAACAAUAUUAUGAUUGUAGAUAUAUUUCACCGUGUGAAGCUGUGUGGAGAAUUUUUAAGUUUGAGAUACACCAUAAAUGGCCACCUGUUAAGAGAUUGCGAUUUCACUUGCCCAACAAACAGGUUGUUAUCUUUAAAAAUGAUGUUGCAGUGAAUGGUGUACUAAAGCGGUCAAGAGAAAAACUUACAAUGUUCAUGGCAUGGAUGGUAGCAAAUGCAAAAUAUGACAUUGGUAAGGAUUUAACCUAUGCUGACUUCCCUUCUAUGUUUGUUUAUGACCGUUCUAAGUGCGAGUGGAGACCUAGGAAGCAAGGUUAUUCAAUUGGACGAAUGAACUUCAUGCCUCCGGGAAUUGGUGAGUUAUUCUAUAUGAGGCUAUUGCUUAAUGUGCAACGUGGAUGUAGCAGCUUUGAAGAGUUGAGGACUGUGAAAAAUCAUACACAUGAUACAUUUCAAGAAGCUUGUGAUGCAUUGGGUUUGUUGACCGAUGAUCGAAAGUUUAUUGAUGCCAUACAUGAGGCUUCUGAGCAAGGAUCCGGUUUUUACCUUAGAUCAUUGUUUGUUAGAUUGUUGUUAUCCAAUACUAUGGCAAAUCCUCGGAACGUGUGGGAAAAAUCAUUUAUUCAUCUAGCUGAUGGAAUAGUUCACGAACGACGGAGGUUACUCAACAAACCAGGGCUUACAAUGGAUGAGGAAAGUUUACAGAAACUUUGUUUGUUAGAGAUUGAGAAAAUUUUGUUGGUUAAUGGAAGAUCAUUGAAAGACUUCAAUGGCAUGCCCUGUGUUGAUCCGAACUUACUUGCGGAGUAUGGAAACUUGCUAAUGUUUAAUGAAAUGAAUUAUGAUACUAAUGAUAUGAGUCGUUUGCACACAGAAUGCAUGCAGAAGUUGAACUCAGGUCAAAUGAAUUUGUUUCUUGAGAUAAUGUCAGCAGUUUGUAGUGAUAAGGGAGGAUUCUUCUUUGUCUAUGGUUAUGGUGGUACUGGGAAGACAUUUCUCUGGAAAACACUAACGUACAAACUUCGAGCUGAGAAAAAAAUAGUCCUGAACGUUGCAUCUAGCGGUAUAGCAUCUUUGUUACUACCUGGAGGCAGGACUGCUCACUCGCUUUUUUCCAUCCCUUUAAAUUUGGAUGAGGAUUCAUGUUGUUGUAUAUCACAACGUAGCCCAAAAGCAGAAUUACUUCAAGCUGCAAGUCUAAUCAUUUGGGAUGAGGCCCCAAUGGUUAGUAAAUAUGCAUUUGAGGCACUUGACAGAACAUUAAGAGAUAUUAUGAAGGUGAAGGACAAGGAUAGCAUGGACAAACCAUUUGGUGGCAAAACUGUUGUAUUGGGCGGAGACUUUAGACAAAUAUUUCUUGUUAUUCCGAAGGGUAGUAGGGCAGAUAUUGUUAUGGCCACUAUUAAUUCAUCCCGUUUGUGGAGACAUUGCAAGGUUCUUACAUUAUCGGAAAAUAUGCGGUUGUUGACUAACUCGUCCUUGGAAGAGAUUGAUGAAGUUCGAUCAUUUGCCAAAUGGGUACUUGACCUCAGGGAUGGAAAAUUAGGUGUUUCAAAUGAUGGUGAAAGUGAAAUCUGUAUUCCAAAUGAUUUGUUGAUUCAAGCUUCUUCUGAUCCCAUUUCUGAUAUUGUUAAAUUCACCUACAACAACAUUAGGGAAGACAUGGUAAGUGUGGAUUAUUACAAAGACAAAGCAAUUCUUGCUCCAACAUUGGAUGCUGUUGAGUCUAUUAAUCAGUAUGUGUUGUCCCUUAUUGAUGGUGAAGAAGUGACAUAUUCAAGUUCUGACACGAUGUGGAGGGUGGAUGAACAAGUUGCAAUCAUGGCUGAUUGGAUUACAACAGACUUUCUAAAUGAUAUCAAGUGCUCAGGUAUACCUGAUCACAAAUUGGUGUUGAAGAAUGGUGCUCCAAUCAUGUUAAUGCGUAACCUUGAUAUAUCAUCAGGUUUGUGUAAUGGCACUAGAUUAAUUGUGGAGCAUUUAUGUCCAAAUGUCAUCGGUGCUAUUAUUAUUACUGGUACACACAUAGGAAAAAAGACUUUUAUUUCUAGAAUGGAUUUGAUACCUUCAAAUCCUAAUCUUCCAAUCAAGUUUAUGCGGCGCCAGUUUCCUGUGUGCUUAUCAUUUGCCAUGCCCAUAAACAAGAGUCAAGGCCAGAGUUUAUCUCAUGUAGGUGUAUAUCUACCUAAGCCGGUUUUCUCUCAUGGUCAACUCUAUGUUGCUGUCUCAAGGGUGAAGUCAAAAUCUGGGUUAAAAAUCCUCAUUUCUGAUGAUGAUAUAGGGAGACGUCAGGUCACGAAGAAUAUUGUAUACAAAGAGGUUUUCCAAAAAAUAUAUAAUUAAUUUGUACGAGUUUAUCUAAAAAAUUAAUAAUUUUA
This is a messenger RNA of Lotus japonicus, 2966 nucleotides long. RefSeq lists its product as uncharacterized. The transcript is spliced from 2 exons. Gene Ontology annotation, molecular function: DNA helicase activity. Gene Ontology annotation, biological process: telomere maintenance; DNA repair. The coding region runs from base 61 to 2931 and encodes 956 amino acids. NCBI's taxonomy places the organism in Eukaryota, Viridiplantae, Streptophyta, Magnoliopsida, Fabales, Fabaceae. The record is from RefSeq and is a predicted model, not a curated record.